GCGGGCUCGAUUGAAUAUACUUGAACAUGAACCUUACUAUAUCUUUCUCGGGAUCCGAACAAUAGUACUGCAUACCACUCACACCGCCGGAUUUCUGCUGAAGGUCCGAGUAUCGAACACAAAAGGAUACCCCAGAUUCGGCCCCACUCAUAUCGCAUCGGUCGACAGUCCCUUCGUCUCUUUCUAUCAAAAAUCCGACUCAACCUCUCAUAUCCCUCUACCUACCCUCGAGUUGCAGAUUUCUUUCUGGCCGAGUCAGGUAGAAGUAUUUACUCUGGCGUCGCAGAGAUUCGAGGCCGACCCUACAGACAACUAUAACUCUUUUGUUGCCAUAUCCGGAUAAAAGAGAGAUAUCAUUCCCUCCAACUUUCGUUCCCCCACCAUCGCCACACGUCACCACCCUUCCCAGCCCAGGCCAGAGUGUGUCGACAUCGCUGCCAGUGUCGCCUGUGAGAAGGGCAAUCCACCUCUCGUUCUACUAUUAAUCCUUCGUCGCUCGCCAUGUCCUCUCUAUCCAGUAUUCGAGGUGCUUCGCGCACUCUCCGUUCUUUGCCAAGAUUUCAGUCCAUCGCCAGAAGAGCUCAGUAUUCUACUGUCCUCGAUGGCCAGCAGCGAUUACUAUCCACCGAGCUCCAAAAGGCCGACCCCGCCGUCUUUGACAUAAUCGAAAAGGAGAAAAACAGGCAAAAGCAUUUCAUCAACCUCAUUCCUUCCGAAAACUUCACCUCCCAAGCCGUACUCGAUGCCUUGGGCAGUGUUAUGCAGAACAAAUACUCGGAAGGUUAUCCCGGCGCACGAUAUUACGGAGGAAACGAAUUCAUAGAUCAGGCCGAACGACUAUGUCAGCAGAGGGCGCUGGAAGCUUUCGGUUUGAAUGAAAAGGAAUGGGGUGUUAAUGUACAGCCUCUAUCCGGCUCUCCUGCCAAUCUAUACGUCUACUCCGCCCUCAUGAAUACUCACGAUCGUCUAAUGGGGCUUGAUCUCCCCCACGGUGGUCACCUUUCCCACGGCUAUCAGACUCCUACCAAAAAGAUAUCCUCCAUAUCCAAAUACUUCGAGACUGUACCCUACAGGUUAAACGAGGAGACCGGCCUCAUCGAUUAUGAAAAGCUUGACGAGUUAGCGCAAUUAUACCGACCCAAGAUCAUCAUUGCCGGUACCAGUGCUUAUAGCCGGUUUAUCGAUUACAAGCAGAUGAAGACCACUGCUGAAAAGGUCAAUGCUUAUUUAGUAGCUGACAUGGCUCAUAUCUCGGGUAUGGUUGCCGCCAAGGUUAUUCCCAGCCCCUUCAACUUUGCAGAUGUCGUAACCACGACCACACACAAGAGUUUGCGCGGUCCUCGUGGAGCCAUGAUUUUCUACAGGAAAGGUGUCCGCAAGGUCAACCCCAAAACCAAAGAAGAGAUUAUGUAUAACCUCGAAGGACCCAUCAACCAAUCAGUCUUCCCCGGUCACCAAGGUGGUCCCCAUAACCACACGAUAACCGCUCUGGCCGUCGCCCUCCAGCAAGCCCAGACCCCAGAGUUCCGCGCAUAUCAGGAACAGACCCUCCUUAACGCGAAAGCGUUAGCAGCCCGCCUCAGCGAGUCUAAGAACAACGGUGGCCUGGGUUUCAAGAUUGUCAGUGGUGGUACUGAUAACCACUUGGUGCUAGUAGAUCUGAAGCCACAGGGCGUUGAUGGUGCCCGUGUAGAGCGCGUUCUUGAACUCGUUGGUGUAGCCAGUAAUAAGAACACGGUCCCUGGUGACAAGUCAGCCAUGAUGCCUGGUGGACUACGGAUAGGCACACCAGCCAUGACGACACGGGGCUUCACUGAGAGUGACUUUACACGAGUCGCCGACAUUAUCGGUCGUGCCGUGACGAUCGCCGCACGCAUCGAUAAGUCAGCCCGCAAGGCAGCCGAGGACAAGGGUGAGAAGUACAGGCUCAAGUUCUUCUUCGACUAUCUAGGCAAUGGCGAGGAGGAUUCCGAGAUUGUCCAGUUGCGCGCUGAGGUGUCGGACUGGGUGGGCACGUAUCCAGUGCCUUGGACAGAGAAGAUAGAUGUAUGAUGAUGAUGUCUGUUGUAUCUCAUAUAGUCACGCAUAUCAAAGGGGUUGGUUUGGCGAAAGAGGUUGUUUUAACACGGCUAAUUGGGUAGACGAUAUCCGUCCGGGGGUAUUAAUAAGCUAAACUGAGCUAGAGAUGGAAAUAAGCAAUAAGCUCUGGCGUACGCACCUCAACGUAGCAUUGGCGUUUAUGGCUGGUAGGGGUUGUAUAUAUGAAUUCAAUGAUUUAUUGAUGUCUACUGCCUUUCCACGGCUUGCUGUGAUAGAUGGACUUUUUUAAUGGGUGAAUAAUAAGGCUUAAUUCUCUUUUUAUUUCAUUGCUGUGAUGGUUGGCUUCCUAUGCU
Xylaria bambusicola is the source of this 2393-nucleotide messenger RNA. Its product is annotated as serine hydroxymethyltransferase. NCBI's taxonomy places the organism in Eukaryota, Fungi, Ascomycota, Sordariomycetes, Xylariales, Xylariaceae. Gene Ontology annotation, cellular component: cytoplasm. Bases 502 to 2052 code for a protein of 516 amino acids. The record is from RefSeq and is a predicted model, not a curated record. Gene Ontology annotation, biological process: L-serine catabolic process; folic acid metabolic process; tetrahydrofolate interconversion. Gene Ontology annotation, molecular function: zinc ion binding; serine binding; pyridoxal phosphate binding. The transcript has 5 exons.